Messenger RNA from Dioscorea cayenensis subsp. rotundata (Guinea yam), 2611 nucleotides. RefSeq names its product aspartic proteinase nepenthesin-2-like. Lineage: Eukaryota; Viridiplantae; Streptophyta; Magnoliopsida; Dioscoreales; Dioscoreaceae. The transcript is spliced from 6 exons. The coding region runs from base 863 to 2293 and encodes 476 amino acids. Gene Ontology annotation, cellular component: extracellular region. The record is from RefSeq and is a predicted model, not a curated record.
GGAUUUUAAUCUACAGUACUUAAUCAUAUUUAUACAAAGUUGGUGUAGUAUAUAUCAAGCAGAAUAAACAUCACAAUCUGUCCUAAUUCUUCAGGGAAAGGCUCCUUGGAAUAUAUUUGAUCUUUUCCUACCUGAUGGUUUGAACAAGAUUUGCUUUUUCAUUAUCUAGAGAUGAUUUAAAUUUUCCCUUCCAUGUGUGAAAGCAAUUACUGUAUAUGUUUCAUUUCUUUAAAUUAUCCUUGACUCUUGGAGGAAUGGGCCAUUUUUUAUUGCAUUCUGCUGAUGCAUUUAAAUUUUAGAGAUUUAUAGUUGAAUUUCUUUUCUUUAUUGUUGGCAUGUGAAUUCUAGUUUAAGCUAGUUUUCAUAUAGAACAGGGUCAUGUAUACACAUCAAUUAGAUGCGGAAAAUCUGUGAGAAUUCUUAGUUACAACUUUGAACGACAUCAUGAUACUAGAUAACCAAGGCAAUCAUAAAUAGGAAAUCUAAAUAAUCAGAAUUAGGAGACGAUGGCAUAAGCUAAAUAAACUGAUUCAUUCAUUAACCAAAUUGGGCCUACUUUUGCAGAUCAAAAUAAUAAAUUACCAAAACUACCUGGCAUUUAAUUUCAGAAAAUGUAGUUUUAAUUUUUAGACUAUUUCUAAAACUCAACCAUGCCAAAUAAUAGUAGCAGACCUUGUUUGCACUUCAUUGAUGCUGUCAUUCUCUUUGCGGAAAACUUUUAAUAUUUCUGUUGUGUUUCAUAAAUGGUUUCAGGUGGCUUUGAUUGUUUUUCUUUCAUAUAUUGGAAGUUUAAUACUGGCAGAUGGAUGACCGAUAGAAUAGCUAUGUAAAUUUAUAAAACAUUCAUAAACAUAUUUUCUUGAUGUCAUUUAUUAAUCCAUUAUUUGAUAUAUUCUGGAUAUUUUGUCCAAUAGGAAGCAAGUUUAUGAAUGCAGAACAGUCGGCCUUCAUGAUUGAUCUUUAUCAAGGAGGAUGCUACUUCAGACUGAAUUGUGCACAUCUUGCUGGUACUGUAAAGUGCAUGCUUUGUUGUAUAUCUCAUGGCUUUUUUCCUUCUGGAGCUGGGGAACUCAUCUUCGCCAAGAAUAUAAGUUUUAGGUUACCUAUUACUUAUCAAUUGUCGCCUUACUCUCCUUCCUUUGAUCUACACCACUCUCCCAUGGUUCUUCAUGCAGAUGAAGAACAUUUGAAGAAAACAUUUACUGGACAAGUGACUAGAAGUUUAACGGGUUACGUAGUGUUUGCUCUUAUCGGUUCACAUCAUUAUCCAGUGACGCUAUCUUUCAACACUGGAAGUGAUCUUACUUGGGUUCAAUGCAAGCCUUGUGGACAAUGUUAUCCAAAAUACAACCCAGUGUAUAAUCACACAAUUUCAUCAACUUUUAUGAAUACCAUGUGUGAAGGCCAGUACUGCAAGAUUGAAGCUGAUAGAGUUAUGCGAUCUUGUACUGAUGAUCGAAGAUGCUUGUUUGGGCAUGCUUAUGGAGAUAACAAAAAUGUCAUGGGUUCUUUAGUAUCUGAUUACUUUGAGUUUCAAGAAAUGGCUGGCACCAAGAAAAUAUUCCAUUCUCGUCUCACGUUUGGUUGCGCUCAUUCAACUGUAGGAAAUUUUAACAAAGAAGAAGAUGGUGUUUUAGGUUUAGGACGAGGACCCUUUUCACUGAUUUCCCAACUGGCGAUCUCGGCUUUUUCUCACUGCUUACCACCUCCAGAGAGUUAUAAAACCUCUUAUAUUUCAUUUGGAGAUGCAGCUCAAACUCAAGGCCCGGGUGCAUACUUGAUUCUUAACAAGAGAUAUCCUUCACGCUAUUAUUUGAAACUCCACAGUAUAGCCUUACUUGACCAUCAAAAGAAGAUCACGCUGGAUGGGAUUCCAUCAAAUACAUUUGCCUUUGAUGAUGAUGGUUUUGGAGGUUUUUAUCUUGAUAUGGGUACGCCCUUUAUAAACCUUCCUCAGGUGGCUUAUCAUGAGCUUCGCAAGGUGCUUGAUAGUACACUCUUGGCCUAUAACAUUCGGCCCAUUGGUUCUAGUGAUCCUUCGGGCUCUUGUUUUGAAGCUUCAUUUGAUGAUGUUCAACACAUCAGCCUGGUUUUUACCAUAAGUUUGCAUGAUCUUAUUCUCACCGGAACACAAGUGUUUUAUGAGAAUUUUGAUUCGAAAGGAGUCAUCUGCCUUGGUGUUAUGGAGUCAAAAUCCAAGGAAACCAUUCUAGGAAGUUUUGCUCAAACUUCUCGUAACAUCGGCUAUGAUCUUGAGAAUAUGAUGAUUACCUUUCAAGAUAUGGAAUGUUAGGAUAAAGUGGGAGGGAGACCACUGAAGUGAAGUUUCUACGAAGCAUGAUAUGUAGCUAUAAACAAGCAUGGCACAGGUUGUUAUAUAUAAGAGCUGCCAAGGAGAUGGAUGAUGGAUUAAUUGUCAGUGAGCAAAUGCUGUUUUCUGUUCAGUUUUUGAGAGUUGUGUAGUGGCCGAUUUUGUGGCUGGUUUUUAGAAUAUAGUUUUGUGUCAAAUCAUGUCCAUGUAUUUCUUUUCUUUCUCUCUAUCAGUUAGUGGCUUUUUGUUGUAUUUAAGCUCAAGUUAGAUUAAUGAAUUAUCAUCUUUCCCAGUGGACUA